AUGAAUCCUUCCAACCCGCCUCAAGCUGCCGAGUAUGGUGGAGAUGAAGUCUCCGCCAUUGUCCUCGACCCGGGCUACUCCACCACUCGCGCUGGCUUCGCCGGUGAAGAUGCUCCCAAAUCCCUGAUUCCAACAUACUACGGCAAAUACAGCGCCGACGGCCAAGAGAAGCUCAUCUACGGUGAUGAUAUCUUUGUGACUCCACGGCCCGGUCUGUCCAUCCACAACCCCAUCGGCAAGGAUGGCAUCGUCGAAGAUUGGGAUAUGGCCGAGAAGGUCUGGGAGUACUCCUUUACCUCGCGACUCACGGGUGCGAAGCCUGGUAACCCCUUUCACAAUGGUCUGAACGACAUCCCCGCCGAAGAGCUCCCUACAGAGAUGGAGGUUGAAUUGGAAGAGAAGCCCCUCGCGGAUAGCCCGCUGCUCAUGACCGAGCCCGCAUGGAAUCCGGCCAAAGCUCGUGAGAAGACCAUCGAAAUUGCGAUGGAGAAAUGGGGCACGCCUGCAUUUUACCUGGCGCGUAAUGGUGUCCUCGCGGCCUUCGCAUCCGGCAAAGCCUCUGGUCUGGUCGUCGACAUUGGCGCCUCCAACAUCUCCAUCACCCCAGUGCACGACGGUAUGAUCCUCAAACGCGGUGUACAGCACUCCCCUCUCGGUGGCGACUACAUCUCGUCUCAAAUUCGCGCCCUGUUUCAAAAGAACUCCCCGCAACCCAUCACCGUCACCCCCCACUACCUGAUCAGCUCCAAGACUGCCGUCGAAGCUGGCCAGCCACCCCAGGCCAAGUACAGGACCUUCGCCGCCGACAAGGCCCCCGACGCGUCCUACCGGGCCCUCCUCGAGGAGCGCACCUUGUCCGAGUUCAAAGAGUGCGUCGUCCAGGUCUGGCCAGGACCCAACAGGCUCUCCGCGACCGCACCCAGCGGUGCACCAAACGAAGAAUUGGCCCGCUCGCAUCCCCCGCGCCCCUUCGAAUUCCCAGACGGCUACAACCAAGUCUUCGGCAUCGACCGCUUCCGCGUCGUCGAAUCCCUCUUCGACGUCAAGGCUGCCAUCCCGGAUCCCGACUCGCCCGUCCCCGCCCCAACACAGGCGCAGACCAUCCCAGAACUGAUCAAGGCUUCCCUGGGCGGCGUCGACGUCGAUAUCCGUCCUCACCUCCUAGCCAACGUUGUCGUCACGGGUGGAUCUAGCCUUUUGUACGGAUUCACGGAUCGUCUGAACCACGAGUUGAUGCAGCUCUUCCCUGGUCCGCGCGUGCGUAUCUCCGCUCCCGGAAAUACCGCGGAGCGUCGCUUUGGCUCGUGGAUUGGUGGUAGUAUCCUGGCUAGUCUGGGUACUUUCCAUCAGAUGUGGAUCUCGAAGAAGGAAUAUGAGGAGCAUGGCGCGAACAUUGUUGAGAAACGAUGCAAAUAA
Molecule: messenger RNA, 1416 nt
Organism: Penicillium daleae
Lineage: Eukaryota; Fungi; Ascomycota; Eurotiomycetes; Eurotiales; Aspergillaceae
Product: actin family protein
Exons: 3
Coding region: 1-1416 (471 amino acids)
Biological process (GO): regulation of transcription by RNA polymerase II
Cellular component (GO): NuA4 histone acetyltransferase complex; SWI/SNF complex
Molecular function (GO): chromatin binding
Source: RefSeq, a predicted model, not a curated record